Bactrocera oleae (olive fruit fly) is the source of this 1632-nucleotide messenger RNA. NCBI's taxonomy places the organism in Eukaryota, Metazoa, Arthropoda, Insecta, Diptera, Tephritidae. The record is from RefSeq and is a predicted model, not a curated record.
AUGCGGCGACGAAGUGAAAGAAAGAAGUCGACUGAUGUAGCGUCUCCAGCUCUGGCGUCCCGUCGUACAAGUCGACGGUCUCGCCAAACAUCUGAAACUGCUAGUGAAAAAGGCGCACAUCCUGAAAUGUCUACUCAAGAUGAUGUUACAGAAAAGUGUAUCGCGAAGGCAGAUUGCCCGGAAGAAAGUACUAACGAGGAACCAGCAGUAGAAACUGCUAAGAGUCGUUCACGUAAUCGAACACCGGUAAAGGAUCGAAGCAGUCCCGCCAAACGCAAAGCUCAAAAUAUUACCAAUGAUCCCAAAAUUGACGUUAUUCCUGAAGAGAAUAUCUCCGUAAAAGAAGAUUGUCCAGUUGAUAAUAAAACUGGAAAUGACGAUAAUCAAAAUGUUGAAGAGGCACAAAAAACUAAUACAGAUUUAACAGAGGCAGCAGUAUCAUCAAGCCCAAAAACGAAUGUUGAUAUGAUGAAACCAUUAGAUGUUUUGGAAAUUCAAGCAGAAGAUAAUGAGGAAGAAAAGUUACAAACGCAAGAUGUGUUAAGUAAAAAUGAAAAAAUGUUAGAAAAUGUUGUAGGGUCAGAGAAAAAAGAUGAUGAAAACAGCAUAAAUGAAGAAUUAAAUAAAGUUGAUCAAGAAGAAAUGCAAGGCUCUACCAAAAAUGCUGUAAAUGAAAAGACGGAUCCAUCGCCUACAGACGAAGUAACUGUUACCGAAGAAAAAACGGAUCAAAUUGUUAAUAAACGUAAGUGGAUUACAAAGAGGACUGUUCAAAAUCGUAGUCCAUUGCUUGUCAUAACUACUGAAACAUCGAUCCCUGAAGAUGUGCACUCUGUACCGAAACAGAAAAUACGGUCUUCACCAGAAAUACAAGAAAUAAUCUCGGAACGUGAAGAAGGCGAGGAGACUCCGUCUCCAGAAAGAGAAGUUCACAGAACCAGUACUAAUAGUACUGAAAAACCUAUACGUAAUCAAAUAGAAUUAACUUCUGCCCCAAGAACUGUUAGCAAAGUUAAUAUAAAAGUUGAACACCGUUCCCCGAGUCCGAGAAAUAAAAAAGCGAGUAAUGUACUUUUCAUAACAAAUCUUGUGAGACCUUUCACGGUAUUACAACUGAAAGGUUUGCUAGCCCGUACAGGCAAACUUGUUGAGGAUGGCUUUUGGAUUGAUCGUAUCAAAUCAAAAUGCUAUGUACAAUAUGAAACAGAAGAUGAAGCUAUUGAAACCCGUCAUGCACUACAUGGAGUACGUUGGCCAGUUUCAAAUCCGAAAUGCUUAAUAGUUGAUUUUGCUAAGAGAGCUGAUAUGGAUAGGGCCAUUCAAUCUACCAAAGAAGAACAAACUAGUUUUGGUCAAGAGAAUCACAGAGAUAAUGUACUCAUAGGCAUGGGUUGGAAUAGAGACAGGAAUGGUGUUGAUGAGAAACGGAUUGCUGAAAAAGAGGCAUUCCGACAGAAACGACUUGAAGAGCAUAAGCAGCGUAUUAAGCAAAGAGAGUUGGAAAAGGGGAAGGAAAGAGAGAAAGAACGGAAUCGGAUCAAUGAACGAAGGGAUCGUGAAAAAGAAAGGGAUCAAAGACGCAAUAGAUCCAGUGAUCGUCGCUCUCGUAGUCGCGAUCGACGCCGUUACUAA